CUACCAAACUCUGAAACUCAUCAUCUUACUUUAAAAACCCAACCCUCGCCUCCUCAAAAAUUGAUCCACUCACUAACACUUUUUCCCUUAUAUAUUCCGGUGAUUGAUCUUGAUCUUGUGUAUGAUCAAAUAGUGUGACAUAUAUAAAGUAGUAUUGAUCAUAUAAUGGCUUGCAAGCAACGGCGUCGUUUCGGGCGGUUCUUCUAUGUUUCGGUGGUGGUUAUGGUUAUAAUAGCCGCCAGUUUUGCUAGUACUUGCGGCGGUUCCGGCGUAGGGCACAUGCCGUCCACAACCGAAGAAGGCGGUGACUUCGAGGAGGUUAAGGAGAGGGCACAGCAGACGCAGAACAAGGCGGCGGAGACGGCUAAAGAGGCCAACGAAGCUUCGGAGACAUGGACGGAAUGGGCCAAAGAGAAGAUCUCUGAAGGCUUAGGGUAUAAUAAGGAUGCUGACGCCAAAGAUGCGCCUAAGAAAGCUUCCGAUACUGUCUCUGAUACUGCCAAGAAGAGCAAGAUCCAGGAGGUCGCUUCUGAGACUGGUGAGUACAGCGCGGACAAGGGAAGAUCGGCAACAGAGAGAGCAGCCGAAACAAUAAGCGAAGCCAAGGAGAAGGCCUACGACUCCGCAAAAGCCGCAAAAGAGAAGGCCUACGAGAGUGCUCAGAAGGCAAAGGAGAAGGUUUACGACGCGACCGGCGCGGCAAAGGAAGUCAAGGACAAGAAGGCAGGCAAGACAUUGAACGAGACAACAGAGAAGGCAAAGGAGAAGGCGGAGGAAGCGGAGGAGGAGAAGGGAGAGGAGGGCUAUGGUGCUGCCACGAAGGACAAAACGCAACAUCUCAAGGAUAAGGUUGCCGGCGGUGGCCGAGGGAGGGAUGAGGAGCUCUGAUGAGCUUAAUUUUGAGAUCAAUAAGGCGUACUACCAUGCAUUAAUAUAUGAUACGUAAUCCCUUUAAAUAUUUUGCAGGCAUGUUUUGGUUUUGUUUUGACGCGCGUCUUUUUAUAUAUAGGGUGCAUGAAUGUGUCUUGUGUUAUCAUGUUAUUCUAUGUUACGAAUAAUUUUUCCUUUCGACUUAUUUUGCGAGUACUAUAUAUGGUUGGUUUAUGACAAAAGACAUCAUGGAUGGACUGUUUUGGAAUGGAUCUGUCAGUGAUCCAAUACAUGAGUUCAUUACAACUUC
Molecule: messenger RNA, 1180 nt
Organism: Morus notabilis
Lineage: Eukaryota; Viridiplantae; Streptophyta; Magnoliopsida; Rosales; Moraceae
Product: late embryogenesis abundant protein D-29
Exons: 2
Coding region: 166-888 (240 amino acids)
Source: RefSeq, a predicted model, not a curated record